AUGAGCACGGCACCCACGCAGCGGGCACCGAGCUCCGCCAGUCACACGAGCAGCGUUCUCCCUGCUCAGCGAGCCCAAUAUGAGCCACCGUGGCAGAACACGUCCAUCAUUGGGAUAGCUGGUUCUUCAGGAUCCGGCAAGACCUCGCUCUCUCUUGCUAUCAUCAAUGAACUCAGCCUACCAUGGGUUGUCUUGAUGUCAAUGGAUUCAUUCUACAAGCCUCUUACGCCUGAGGAGAGCGCCGCGGCCUUCCGGAACGAGUACGACUUUGACGCACCAGAGGCCAUUGACUUUGAUGUCUUGGUUGAGAAGCUCAGGGACAUCAAGUCAGGCAAGAAGGCAGACAUUCCGGUCUACUCGUUCGAGAAGCAUGCCCGGCAAGAGCACUCCAACACCAUCUACUCGCCUCAUGUCUUGAUCCUGGAAGGUAUCUUCGCGCUGCACGACCAGCGGGUACUGGACCUGCUGGAUCUGAAGAUCUUCGCCGAGGCGGAUGGUGAUCUGUGUCUUUCUCGAAGGCUCUUGCGCGAUGUGCGUGAGCGAGGCCGAGACAUUGAAGGUUGCAUCAAGCAGUGGUUUAGCUUCGUCAAGCCGAAUUUCCAUCGCUAUGUCGAGCCGCAGAGGACUAUUGCAGACAUCAUUGUACCUAGAGGCAUCGAAAACAAGGUUGCGAUCAGCAUGGUCUCCGACCGUGUGCACAAGACAUUGCACACCAAGUCGAAACUGCACCAGCAGGAGCUUCGCCGUCUUGGCAAAGUGAGCGAAGACGCACCACUCUCGAACAACGUGACGAUACUGCAGCACACAAACCAGGUCCGCGGCAUCAAUACGCUGCUGAUGGAUCCUGACCUGCCUCGCGAAGAGUUCAUCUUCUACUUCGACCGUCUGAUCGUGAUGAUGGUCGAGAAGGCGACCGAGCGAGCACUGGCCUUUACACCUUGCAAGAUCGACACACCAGUCUCAGGUCGAUCUUACCAAGGUCUACAUCUCGAAGGAGAGGUCAGUGCCGUGGUCGUCUUAAGAGGGGGUUCCUGCCUUGAGACCGGCCUCAAGCGAGUCAUACCCGACUGCCGCCUCGGUCGAAUGCUCAUCCAAACAAACUUUCGCACCACUGAGCCAGAGCUGCACUUCUACAAACUCUCGGAAGAUAUCGCCGAGCAUAAAUGUGUGAUGCUACUGGAUCCGCAGAUGAGCUCGGGUGGUGCGGCUCUAAUGGCUGUCAGGGUACUGCUCGAUCACGGCGUCAGAGAAGAUCGCAUUGUGUUCGUGACGUACUCCGCGGGCAAGAUGGGGUUGAACCGUCUGAUGAGCGUCUAUCCGGACAUCAAGGUGGUGGUGUGUCGGAUAGUGGACGAUCUGGAAUUGAGGUGGGUUGAGGUCCGCUAUUUGGGCUGUUGA
Molecule: messenger RNA, 1398 nt
Organism: Saxophila tyrrhenica
Lineage: Eukaryota; Fungi; Ascomycota; Dothideomycetes; Mycosphaerellales; Extremaceae
Gene: URK1
Product: Uridine kinase
Exons: 5
Coding region: 1-1398 (465 amino acids)
Biological process (GO): pyrimidine-containing compound salvage
Cellular component (GO): cytoplasm
Molecular function (GO): ATP hydrolysis activity; uridine kinase activity; ATP binding
Source: RefSeq, a predicted model, not a curated record